Molecule: messenger RNA, 1360 nt
Organism: Ilex paraguariensis (yerba mate)
Lineage: Eukaryota; Viridiplantae; Streptophyta; Magnoliopsida; Aquifoliales; Aquifoliaceae
Source: the annotation of a GenBank genome assembly
CACACUCUCUCUCUCUCACACACACGCACACACUCUCUCUCUCACACACACGCACACACUCUCUCUCUCACACACACAUCAACAGCCCCAAACUGGCAUGGAAUAAAUUGUCAAUUAACCAAUCCAAUAACCCUGUUACACUUUAAGCCAGUGUCCUAUUGGUGGGUCUUUUCUAAGACAAGUCCUCGUCUCGUCUUCUGGAUCUGCAAAAAAUGGCCAAGUGGGCGUUGUCUCUGACUCAGGUCAUCUUUUUCUCUCUCUAGGGUUUGUGUCUUUAUCAUCUCCAAAUUUGGCAAAGAACCACCAUCUUUGUCCAAAACCGGUCCCAGAAAAAGGGUUUUUCAACACUUCCAUUUCAUUUCAUUGUAUGCUGGUUUAUUCUGUGAGGUGGGUCUGUUGAUUAUUGCUUCCUCUGUGUGAUAAUAAACCUACGUGUACACGACGAGAUGACGAGAGAGAAGAUUCAGAUCAAGAAGAUCGAUAACACAAGCGCGAGGCAGGUUACUUUCUCCAAGAGAAGAAGAGGGCUUUUCAAGAAGGCUGAAGAGCUCUCAGUUCUCUGUGAUGCUGAUGUUGCUAUCAUCAUCUUCUCCUCCACUGGGAAGCUCUUCGAGUACUCCAGCUCCACCUCCAGCAUGAAGGGAAUUCUGGAAAGGCACAAUUUGCACUCAAGGAAUCUUGAGAAACUGGAGCAACCCUCUCUUGAGCUGCAGCUUGUAGAGAACAGCAACCAAUCCACGCUAAGCAAGGAAAUGACAGAGAAAAUCCAUCAGUUAAGGCAGAUGAGAGGUGAGGAACUCCACGGGAUGAGUAUCGACGAAUUGCAACAGCUAGAGAAGUCCCUUGAAGCUGGAUUAAGCCGUGUGAUACAGAAAAAGGGUGAGAGGAUUAUGAAAGAGAUCAGUCAACUGCAACAAAAGGAACUGGAACUCACGGAAGAGAAUGAGCGACUAAGACAGCAGGUGAUGGCGGAGGCAUCCAAUGGUCGAAGGCACAUUAUGACUGAUUCGGACAAAAUACUCUGCGAGGAAGGCCAAUCAUCAGAGUCAGUAACCAAUGUCUGCAGCUCCAUUGGCCCUCCACAAGACUAUGAAAGCUCGGAUACAUCGCUCAAGUUGGGGUUGCCUUACUCAGGCUGAACGGGAAGGGCGAAGAAAGGAGCUUUUAUCAGUGAAGUAAGAACAAUGCUUCAUGUUUACCCUUGCGGAAUAUUUACUAGUGUGGAUUGGGAUUGUGAAAACUAACAGAAAAAAGUCAUAGAUAUAUGACUACAAGUGUGUUUGAGAGGUAUUUGGAAACUUUGUCUAAAUGUUUCAUUUUUCUUGUGUAUGAUGGCUUUUGCUAAUGUAUGGAGUUCAAG